AUGUUCCUACUUACGCUGCUAGCGAUUGAGGGGGCGGUUGGGAUGGAGAUAUGCGAAUAUUGGAAUCUGCAGAAUCGUCUUCAUGAACAUCCAGAAUGUAUGGAGGUUAUUCCGAAAGAAGCAUUGGCUUCACCCCACGAUCCAAUACCGCUAAAGGAAUUUACCCGAAAGUCGCAUCGUCCCGCUAAAAAAUUGGAACUUCGAGGUGCUUGUGUGGAAAAAGAGGUAUGGGCCUGUCGUGACUGUGAACCGACGUGUAAUAACCAAGCGCCGCUUUGCGAUCGGACGCAAUGCCUGAAGGGGCGAAAAUGCUUCAGCUGCCGCUUCGUUCAAUCAGGCUGUUAUCACGAAACUUCGCUCUUGGCUGCCGAUGGUGAACAACGUCUGGAAGGAGCUGAUGAAUCGGAGCUUCUUCUGAGCAGCUGUAUCGCGCUUCUACGGCCGGUUAUCAAAGGAGAACAAGAUAAUACAGCUGAAUUUGGGGAAAAGGUUAAGAUAGAUUUAUCAGCUUCAGUAGAGCAUGCAGUUCAAGAUGAAUUUAUUGAGGUAACUUGCGAUUCCACUGGACUAAUGACAAGAAACGUUUAUAAAUUUCAUUACCAUAACCUGCGGGCCAAGGAGGUCAACCUAGUCGGAAAAAAAAUUUUGCCUUCCACAACCGAGUACCCAGCCGUAAUUAUGUUGGGCCUGGAUUCGAUGUCAUUUGGGAAUUUUCGGCGUCAAAUGAAAGAUACCUACCGUAUUAUGCAAAAUAUGGGCUUCCAAGACCUCUCAAGCCAUGUAAAAAUCGGCGACAAUACGUAUGCAAAUUGGUUAGCGAUUCUGACAGGAAAACGCGGAACAGCUGUUAAGGAAUUCACAAACGAACUUCCCGAUGAAUGGCACAUCUGGUUUGAUGAAUUCCCGAUGGUUUGGAAGAAUUUUUCGGAGCACGGUUAUGCUACGUUAUUUGCUGAAGAUCGACCUGAUAUCGGGACAUUUAAUUAUUUUGGCGAAUUGAACGGAUUCAAGCGAGCGCCGACGGACCAUUAUUUUAGAAGCUAUUGGCUAGCUGCGUUUUGGUCGCUUGUUGGACUGAGGUCAAAACCAUUUUGCUAUGAUGGGACGCCAAAACAUGAGAUUCAACUUGAUUAUUUGCAGAGUUUCAUAAAAGAAUACCACGGAAAACGCAGCUUUGUCUUUUGGUGGAAUCAAGAUAUGAGCCAUGAUUAUUUGAAUGCAAUUGGCCAGACCGACCACAGCUAUGCCAUGACCAUGGCAAUCGAUACGAUAAGAUACGCGAAACGA
This is a messenger RNA of Mesorhabditis spiculigera, 1287 nucleotides long. Lineage: Eukaryota; Metazoa; Nematoda; Chromadorea; Rhabditida; Rhabditidae. The record is from the annotation of a GenBank genome assembly.